AUGAUAAAACUAGCAUUUGGAAUAAAAGAAACUCUAAAAAUAUAUGAUCUAAUAAAAGAAACAACAAAAAAUAUCCAAAGAUCAAACUACAAACACAUUUCUCAAUACCAAAAGGAUUAUUUAGACAAAACCAAAUUAUUAUCAGAAAAAAUAUGA
Entrophospora sp. SA101 is the source of this 156-nucleotide messenger RNA. The record is from the annotation of a GenBank genome assembly. Lineage: Eukaryota; Fungi; Glomeromycota; Glomeromycetes; Entrophosporales; Entrophosporaceae.